AUGACAGCAGCAAAUCAAUACUGCAACCAAGAUGGCAAGGAAGACUUCGGCGACUUCGUGCGUAAUGAAGACGAGGAAAUGGACCUAGAAGAGGUUGCCGAGCCCUGGGACAGAUAUGAUAAAAAGAUAACCUCAGAUGUCUUCUAUCCCAUCCGCCUUGGAGACCUGAUCAAUGAGAGGUACCUGGUAGAGCAUAAGCUUGGAUCCGGCGGCUUCUCGACUGUCUGGAUGGCCAAUGACCAGCAAAAUAGCAGGGACGUUGCCCUCAAGAUUAUGUUUGCAGGAGAAUCGGGUGAAAGUGAGAUCCGCCUGCAGGACGAAAUCGUUCGGAAUGUGCGUGAUGCCUCCUCUCAUUUUGUGACGUAUCUGGAAACCUUUCUACUUCCAGGAGAUGGAUGUCACCAUACGGUUCAAGUAUUUCCUUUAAUGGGCCCAUGUCUUUACUGUCCGAACGCGUCGGAGAGUUUACACGAGGCCGGAAUAGUCCACCGUGAUUUGAAUGAGAGAAAUUGUAUGUCGGGAAUGCAACCCCUCCACCUUCUACCCAGGACAAAUGAACCGGUGGACGAUCUCUGGAAGGAAGGGGAGCUCGUUGGACCUGCUAAUAUCUCCCAAAGCCUACAAACCCAAAAAUUCUAUCUCAGCGACUUUGGUCUGGCAAAGAAACUGAGCGAUCCCGUGACUCCACGUGGCUAUCCACCAUUACAAUAUUGCUCCCCGGACCGCCUGCAUAGACAAGAUCCCAGUCCUGCCUGCGACAUGUGGAAUUAUAUGAUCCUCUUCUCGGAACUUUACCUUGGCAACGUGCCUUUUUCUACGUUUUUCAAUGGUGGAAUUAUUGGUGUUUUCGUGUUGUCUUUAGGUCCUCUGCCCGAGGAGUGGAAGGGACUCUAUACUCAUCCCGAGAGCCGUGAUUCCUGGUAUGACCAUAAUCAAACUCCCGAUCCCAAAUGGACUCUUGAGUCUAGAAUUGCAAGCUUUUGUCCCGACGCCGACCCAGUGGAGCGGAGCCAUGUGCUUUCUAUUAUGUCUCGUGUGUUUACUUACGACCCGGCGAAGCGUCUGACCGCAACCCAGCUUCUGCGUGACCCUUCGUUCAGAGCUAUCAUGGAGAAUCAUGGCUGUUGAUACC
Aspergillus eucalypticola CBS 122712 is the source of this 1132-nucleotide messenger RNA. Its product is annotated as kinase domain-containing protein. The coding region runs from base 1 to 1128 and encodes 375 amino acids. The record is from RefSeq and is a predicted model, not a curated record. The transcript has 4 exons. NCBI's taxonomy places the organism in Eukaryota, Fungi, Ascomycota, Eurotiomycetes, Eurotiales, Aspergillaceae. Gene Ontology annotation, molecular function: ATP binding; protein kinase activity. Gene Ontology annotation, biological process: protein phosphorylation.